GUCAUCUCUGGACUAAAGCUUACACGAUUAUUUGCUUCAAACCAGAUUCUACCCAGUGAAUGUCUCAGUUGCUUGGUAGAACUCCUCGAGGACACUAAUAUAAACCCUUCUCUAACCUUGUCUGUGAUUUCUUUGCUGUCACAGCUAGCUAUAGACAAUGACGCUAGAGAAGCUCUUCAGGAUACCUACAAUCUGACCAGCGUGCUGGCAGGAGUUGUUCAUCGAAGUUCUGCUAAUCUUAGCGAUCCAGUCGUACUACAGAGUAUUCAGUUGCUGCAGAGGCUAACCUACAAUGUUCCAGUCUUUUGCGCUGGUGCCAACAUCGAUGAGUUAAUUUCAUUUCUAACGCAUCAUGUUCAAUCCACGGAAGAUGAGUUAACGAUACCCUGUUUAGGACUCCUGGCAAAUCUGUGUCGUCACAACUUAUCUAUUCAAACUCAGAUAAAAUCUAUGAAUAACGUGAAGAGUUUCUAUCGUACUUUAAUAAGCUUCCUGGCCCAUAGUAGUCUGACUAUGGUUGUGUUUGCACUUUCAGUAUUAUCAAGCCUUACUUUAAAUGAAGAAGUAGGAGAAAAACUCUUUCAUGCUCGAAAUAUCCAUCAGACGUUUCAGUUAAUAUUCAAUAUUGUUGUUAAUGGAGAUGGUACUCUGACAAGAAAAUAUGCUGUUGAUCUACUCAUGGAUCUUCUGAAGAACCCCAAAGUUGCAGAUUAUCUUACCAGAUAUGAGCACUUUACCUCAUGCCUUGGUCAAGUAUUAGAUCUUCUUCAUGGAAGGGAUCCCGAUUCAUCAUCUAAGAUCUUAGAACUGCUGCUUGCCUUCUGUUCUGUGAUAGAACUGCGUCAUACCCUGCGGCAGGCAAUACUGGAACCAUCUGGCUUGCCAGUCUCUGGAAAUACCAGAUCUGUGACUCGCACAAAGACUUUUCAGCCAUCUGUUGCAUUGGUGCACUUAUCGAACCAACCAUUGGAAGGCUCCGAAGACUGUUCAGUUCUAGCAUUGCAACUUUUCAAAGAGAUUUUUGAGGAUGUUACUAAUACCGGGAACAGUGCCUCAGCUGAACACUUUGUGGAUCUUUUGCUGCCUGUUCUUCUUGAUCAUAUUCAGAUGCCAGAACAGAUUGUGGAUGAGCUAUUAGUGAAGAAAAAGUGUGAAAGAAUGGUCAAAGCUAUUUGUGUUCUGACAAUGCUCUCUAGAGAUGACGUACUGAAAACGCAUGCCUCGAAGGUGCUGACUGCCAGCCAGUGCAUGUGUCUAAUAGAACACCUGUUUACCUAUGGUGGCAUGGAUACUGGUUUUGGGACAAAAGUAGUGGACUCUAAAAUGUGCAAAGUUGCUGCUGAUACUAUUCUGAAAACACUUGAUCUUAUGAGCAGUCUGAAGCAGGAUGUACCUGGUAUGGAGGUCAGCUUCUACAAAAUUCUACAGGAUCAACGUCUGAUUAUACCUCUGACAUCUGCUUUAACAUCAAACCAUAGAGAGCAGGUCCAGGUGGGACUUAGAAUAUUGUUUGAGGCUGCACCCUUACCAGAUUUUCCUGCUAUAGUGCUUGGUGAAAGCAUUGCAGCAAAUAAUGCUUACAGACUGCAAGAAACAGAGCAUGUGUCCAAAAGAAUCCAAAUGCAGCCACCCGCCACCAGCGUUACUUUGGCGAAACGUUCUUCGUCCUCUCCUUCAAGUGAUGAAUCCACAGUAUCAAAUAUUCAGGAAUUAAUACAAAAACUUCAUUCUGGACUAGAGAUGAAGGAGCCGAUUGCUGAUCUGAGGAUAUCUGACAUAAUGGAUGUCUACGAGCAGAAGCUGUCAGCAUUAGCAUCUAAAGAGACUCGGCUGCAAGACCUUUUGGAAGCAAAGGCAGUAGCUCUGGCUCAGGCAGAUAGGCUGAUGGCUCAGUACCGAUGUCAGAGAGCCCAGGCUGAAUCUGAGGCAAGAACUCUUGCUGCAAUGUUGAAGGAUGCGGAACGAAAAAAUGAAGAACUUAAUGAUCUGCUGAAAGCUCAGCAGGUAGAAUCUGAACGAGCACAGACUGAUAUUGAACAGCUCUUUCAGCACAACAGGAAAUUGCAAACGGUGGCUGAAGAACAUGAAAUACUGAAAAAAUCCUCUGUUGAUCUUCUUCAGAGGUUUGAAACAACUGAGAGACAAUAUAAAGAUCUACAGAUUACGUGCAAUUCCCUAAAUAAACAAAUGGAUGCAAUGAAGAAACUAAGCGAAUCCCUCAAGCAGCAGAAUGACAGGACUGUUGCACAGUUGGUAGAAACUGAAAAUCACAGAAAAGAAUUGCAGCAACAGCUACAGGAGAGAGAUGGCAAAAUAGCGACCUUGCAACAGAAAAUAAAAGUUCUGGAAGAAAAGCUGAAAGCUCAACAGAAAGAAAAAACAGAUAUGGAACAAGCUGUAGAUACUCUUAGAAAGGAAUUGAGUAAAACGGAACAAGCAAGGAAAGAACUGAGUAUUAAGGCAUCUUCUCUGGAAGUUCAAAAAUCCCAGUUGGAAGGACGCUUGGAAGAAAAAGAAGCCCUUGUAAAGCUACAGAAGGAAGAAUUGAACAAACACUCCAAUAUGAUUGCAAUGAUUCACAGUCUAAGUGGUGGCAAGUUAAGUGCAGAAACAGUGAACCUCACUUUAUAGGGCUCUGUUCUUAAGGUUUUAGUAUUUUAUACAUAUGUAUGAAUGAAUAUAUGUAAAGAUUUUUAAACCUGAAGCUAGCAUGCUAUCUGGCUUAAAAAAAUGUAAAAUUAAAGUAGCAUAACUAUCAGUUGAGAA
Molecule: messenger RNA, 2766 nt
Organism: Eurypyga helias (sunbittern)
Lineage: Eukaryota; Metazoa; Chordata; Aves; Eurypygiformes; Eurypygidae
Gene: CIP2A
Product: KIAA1524 ortholog
Exons: 20
Molecular function (GO): protein binding
Source: RefSeq, a predicted model, not a curated record